Messenger RNA from Mollisia scopiformis, 1688 nucleotides. RefSeq lists its product as uncharacterized. The record is from RefSeq and is a predicted model, not a curated record. The transcript has 2 exons. Gene Ontology annotation, molecular function: RNA polymerase II cis-regulatory region sequence-specific DNA binding; DNA-binding transcription factor activity, RNA polymerase II-specific. The coding region runs from base 102 to 1688 and encodes 528 amino acids. Gene Ontology annotation, biological process: regulation of transcription by RNA polymerase II. Gene Ontology annotation, cellular component: nucleus. NCBI's taxonomy places the organism in Eukaryota, Fungi, Ascomycota, Leotiomycetes, Helotiales, Mollisiaceae.
ACCACUUAGCCAGCAUAUACCUACGGCCAUAUCCUCUUUCCAUUUCGCCGAAAUAAGUCUCUCUUCUCGGGGAAGGGUUUCUUCAGGCUCUUGCCAUCGCAAUGACCCAAACUCCACCGCCGCCGAGCGAAGGAGAGCUGAUGCACCAAGGUCUUCACCAGCUGAUACAACACAACGCCAGCACGCCUUAUCCACAGGAUCAAUACGACGAAAGAGCACGCCAACAACAACAUUCGAACUACGGAUCGCCAGCACCGUAUGAUCAGUACGCGUACCGCGGCCAGCAGCAGCGAUACCCGUACCAGCAUCAACAUCAUGAUUCAGGACUGGGAGUUCAAUAUGACUAUUCAUGGUCGAUGUAUCCAGAUCAGUACAGCACGCCUGCUACGUCGCCUCCAACUCCUUCAAUGAACCACCAAGAAAUGAUGAGAGCAAGGAAUGGUAUGGGACUUCAGCGAAACCACCAAAGCCUGAGACCUAUGCCAGACAGCAGAUCUCGAAUCACAAAGUCCCCAAAACCGAAAAGAGAACCAAAGCGGACCAAGAUCAAAGCGGAAAGCAAAGUCGCCAAGCUUGAGAAGCCACUCAGCGAGCUGACGAAGGACUGGACGCAUGUUGAAGUUGUCGACAUCGACGCCUACGUGAACAGAUCUGCAGAAGUACGACGAAAAGAGGUCGAGGAAGGAAAGAUACCUGGGAAAGUGAAGCGUCCAAUGAACUCGUUCAUGUUGUACCGCAAGGCGUAUCAGAACAGGACGAAAGACUGGUGCCUGCAGAACAACCAUCAGGUCGUGUCGCAAGUCUGUGGAGACAGCUGGCCACUCGAGCCUGAUGUAGUGAAGGAUCAGUUCAGUGAGUGGGCACGAAUCGAGCGCAUCAAUCAUCAGAAUGCUCAUCCAGGUUACAAAUUCUCCCCAACUAAACCCGGUCAAGGCAAAGGUGCCAACAAGAGGAAAGUGUCGGAAGAGCCUGCAUCUGAGGCAUCUGAUCUUGAUGACUUUGAGUGGCAAGACCCAAGGAACAGGAAGAAGACUAAGCAUCGUCCAUCUCCCAGACCAGAAGCGCCUGUCAUGUACCCAAGUACAAGAUCUGCAUACAACUACUCAAGAGAAGACUCAGCAGAGGAAUACGUCGGUGGAUACAACAAAUCGCUGUUCCAGAACAACAAUCCAGGAGUUCCACUACCACCUCCAUACAACCAAGGAGGACUUCGUCAAGGGGAAUACUACCAGCAGACGAUUCAGAGCAAUCCUAGAAUUCCAGGUGCUGAAGAUGUCAUUAUCAGGAAGACUGAAACUCCUGGCUCAUUCCUAGGACUUCCAGGAGGACAGGACUUCAACAUGAUGAACCUAUACAACCAAUACGAGGCAUCGCAAGCACAAGGACAACGUAUAGAUCCCGGUCUCAUGGGUCCAGAUCAGCAGCUGUACGAGCAUACCAUGUACCCAGAUCCCCUGACACCAAACAUGUAUUUUCCCGACGGCCAGAAUGGAGAGCAGCCGUGGCAGCCCUCGUACAAUAUUGGUCAUGACCCUGUCAUGCCUUUCAUUGACCCACAGCUGACUCAGGAUGGGGGCCAAAUCCAAGACCCGCAUAUGCAUGUCCUCAAGGGAAACCAAGAGGGAUGGCAUGUUGAGUCACUGGAUGCUGGUGGUGAAUUCGACAAGUGGAUGGAGGAAGAGCACUAA